AUGACUGGUUUAAAACUUAUUAUCACACUGAUAUUUAUCUUUCAAGCUAGUAUUAGUGGACAGGCUAAAGAUAGCAAGCAAACAAGACAUGAACAUAAAUAUAAAAUUUAUGCAAAUCACAGUUUGCAGUGCAGUUAUAAUCCUUUCUUAAGCCUAAGUAAUGAUUUUAAUACGGCUAAAACAAAAGCGCCAAUGAAGAAUGCUUAUGAUUUAUUGAAUAAUAUUUCCAAGCAAAUUUGUCAAGAAACUAAACGGUUAUGCAUUUUUAUUAAACAUAACGCUGAUGCAAUUUUAUAUGGUUCAAUUACUUUCCUUAUUUUGAACAUUAUUGGUGCACUGCUUGUCGUCUUUUUGCUCAGCCUGAAAAUUAUGUUUGAGUUUCAAAUUAUAUCUGAAAACAUUAAGGUCUUACAAAAGGAUUUAGAGAAAGUGCUAACAAAGAUCAACGAAAAUGUGAUGUUAUCUGAUUCAAAAUUAAAUCAUAAUCGUUUCACUAAAGUAAACGCAACUAAACAAACAUAUCCGAUAUUACAUCUAUUUCGAAAACGAGAAUUAAAUGAGGAGGAAACUACCUGUCAUACUAGUGCUUGA
Brugia malayi is the source of this 591-nucleotide messenger RNA. RefSeq lists its product as uncharacterized. NCBI's taxonomy places the organism in Eukaryota, Metazoa, Nematoda, Chromadorea, Rhabditida, Onchocercidae. The transcript is spliced from 6 exons. Bases 1 to 591 code for a protein of 196 amino acids. The record is from RefSeq and is a predicted model, not a curated record.